This is a messenger RNA of Ziziphus jujuba (common jujube), 2812 nucleotides long. RefSeq names its product hydroxyproline O-galactosyltransferase GALT2. Lineage: Eukaryota; Viridiplantae; Streptophyta; Magnoliopsida; Rosales; Rhamnaceae. Gene Ontology annotation, molecular function: carbohydrate binding; galactosyltransferase activity. The transcript has 8 exons. The coding region runs from base 476 to 2527 and encodes 683 amino acids. The record is from RefSeq and is a predicted model, not a curated record. Gene Ontology annotation, cellular component: Golgi membrane.
AACUGCUUUUUCUGCCUGAAUGUAUAGAGGAAAUAAAAGAAACUGAUGAGAAGUGAGAAUGAAACCUACAUGUUAUCUGCUUUUCUGUUGCCAAGUCAAAUAAAUUUCUCUUCUUUCACUCACAAUUUACUUUCUUCUUACAUUUCAUUCCCUUCCUUCCUCUACAAACCUCACAUUCCCACUCUUCCCUCUCUCUCUCUUGUCUUUUCCUCUUUCUCUUUGCUUCUUUUGUCUCUGUGUUUUGGGGUCUUUUGGACCCCUUUGUCUUUCAACAUCAAACCCUUUUUGCAUACCCAUUGUUGGUUCUUUUCUUCGUCGAGAUCAAGCUGCCCCAAGAAUGACCUUGAAAUGUUGACGGACUUAUUGUUUGGUGCUUUCUAUCUUUAUGGGGUUUCUCGGCUGGUGGUGGUUUUGGGUUUGAGAAACAUUUUGUUAUGGUAGAGUUUAUUGCAGCUUUCUUGUUGGUGAUAUAAAGAUGAAAAGGCCAAAAAACGAACCUCCUGUUGGAAGGAGGUUCAGAUUGUCUCAUUUUCUGUUGGGUAUUGGGAUAUUAUACUUGAUUUUUAUAUCUUGUAAGUUUCCUCAGUUUUUGGAGAUUGCAUCGCUUUUGAGUGGCGAUGAUAGUUAUAUUGAAUCGGAUGGGGAAAAGGUAGGGGACUCUGAAGAUUCUGAUUUGAGCAAAACGUUUUUCAAUUCUGUUUAUAAGGAUACAUUUCACCGGAAAUUGGAAGAUAACCAAAACCAAGAUGCGCCAAUAAGACCUAAUAAGGAACCACUGGAAGAGGGAAAAAAUGGGUCCCUAUCUAUAAAACCGCUUCAGUAUAAAUAUGGUCGAAUAACUGGUGAGAUUCUGAGGAGAAGGAAUAGAACAAAUGAUCUAACAGUGCUUGAGAGAAUGGCAGACGAGGCAUGGACAUUGGGUUUAAAGGCUUGGGAAGACUUGGAUAAACUUGACGAGAAGGAGACAGGAGAGGGGUCUAUAUUGGAGGGAAAACCUGAAUCAUGCCCGUCAUGGGUAUCAAUGACUGGGGAAGAGUUGGCAAUGGGAGAUAAAGUAAUGUUCCUUCCUUGUGGGCUUGCUGCGGGUUCUUCAAUUACGGUGGUAGGAACACCCCAUUAUGCUCAUCAGGAGUAUGUCCCCCAGCUUGCAAAGUUCAGGCGUGGUGAUGCAAUGGUUAUGGUUUCACAGUUCAUGGUCGAAUUGCAAGGAUUGAAGUCGGUGGAUGGAGAAGCCCCGCCUAAGAUUCUACACUUGAAUCCAAGAUUAAAAGGAGAUUGGAGCAGGCGGCCAGUCAUUGAGCACAAUACCUGUUAUAGGAUGCAAUGGGGAACAGCUCAAAGGUGUGAUGGUUUAGCAUCAAAAAAUGAUGAAGACAUGCUAGUUGAUGGAUUUGUGAGAUGUGAAAAGUGGAUGCGGAAUGAUAUAGUAGACUCAAAGGAGUCCAAGACAACUUCAUGGUUUAAGCGAUUCAUAGGGCGUGAGCAAAAGCCAGAAGUGACCUGGCCAUUUCCAUUUGUGGAGGGUAGACUGUUUAUCCUGACCAUACGUGCUGGUGUAGAUGGAUACCACAUUAGUGCUGGGGGUCGGCAUGUGACUUCAUUCCCAUAUCGGACGGGAUUUACACUUGAAGAUGCUACAGGAUUGGCAGUUAAAGGAGACAUUGAUAUUCAUUCAGUUUAUGCUACCUCUCUUCCUGCUUCUCAUCCAAGCUUCUCACCUCAAAAAGUAUUGGAGAUGUCACAAAAGUGGAAAGCUCAUCCAUUACCUAACAGUCCUAUUCAACUCUUUAUUGGAGUUCUAUCAGCUACUAAUCACUUUGCAGAGCGGAUGGCCGUGAGAAAAACAUGGAUGCAAUCAUCAGCAAUCAAGUCUUCAAGUGUAGUAGUUCGUUUCUUUGUUGCAUUGAAUCCAAGGAAGGAGGUGAAUGCUGUGCUGAAGAAAGAGGCUGCCUACUUUGGUGAUAUUGUGAUUUUGCCUUUUAUGGAUCGCUAUGAGCUUGUUGUUCUUAAAACCAUUGCUAUUUGUGAGUUUGGGAUUCAGAAUGUGACAGCUGCAUAUAUCAUGAAGUGUGAUGAUGACACAUUUGUUAGGGUAGACACUGUUUUGAAAGAAAUCGAGGGCACCUCUCCAAAAAAGUCUCUUUAUAUGGGUAAUCUCAACCUCUUACAUCGUCCACUCAGAAGUGGGAAAUGGGCAGUAACCUAUGAGGAGUGGCCAGAAGCAGUUUAUCCUCCAUAUGCGAAUGGACCUGGAUAUAUAAUUUCCAGUGAUAUUGCUAAAUUUAUUGUUUCUCAACAUGGAAACAGAAGCCUAAGGCUUUUCAAGAUGGAGGAUGUGAGCAUGGGAAUGUGGGUUGAGCAAUUCAACAGUUCCAUGGCUACCGUCCAAUAUUCCCAUAAUUGGAAGUUCUGUCAGUAUGGUUGUUUGGUGGACUACUUCACUGCACAUUACCAAUCCCCAAGGCAAAUGAUCUGUCUUUGGGACAAGUUGGGAAGAGGUCGAGCUCAUUGCUGUAACUUCAGAUGACAGAGCAUUACCGAAUGACCUUUACCGGUGAUAGAAACGAUACUGUAGUUCCAGAUGACAGAGACUGGUUUGUCACUCAAAACUUAUGCAACCCUUGUUCCCCACCUCUUGUAUUCUUCACCAAUCUGCUGAUCUUUGUCAAUUAGUUUGAUUAAAUUGUGAGUCCUAUGAACGAAUUUAUGAUCAAUGACAAAUUUGUCAAAAUGAGUUGUCAAAAGCCAAGUGAAACGAAGUUUGAUAUAGGCUAGACAAGAUUCAUAUUCAAUUUUGGUUAUGGUUCUUCUA